Molecule: messenger RNA, 1507 nt
Organism: Harmonia axyridis
Lineage: Eukaryota; Metazoa; Arthropoda; Insecta; Coleoptera; Coccinellidae
Gene: Rpt1
Product: 26S proteasome regulatory subunit 7
Exons: 7
Coding region: 135-1442 (435 amino acids)
Biological process (GO): proteasome-mediated ubiquitin-dependent protein catabolic process
Cellular component (GO): proteasome regulatory particle, base subcomplex
Molecular function (GO): ATP hydrolysis activity; ATP binding; proteasome-activating activity
Source: RefSeq, a predicted model, not a curated record
UCAAAAAACUCAAUUGUCAAAAAUUCUGAAUUCUGCUUGUAAUUGUAAUUUUCAACAAGAACUGAAACUAGGAAAACUCUUUGAGAUAAAAUAAAUUCAAAAUACUUAUUAGAAGUUGUUAAUAAGAAGCUAAAAUGCCAGACCACUUAGGAGAUGAUAUGAGGAAAGUAAAAGCUUCCGAAAAGGAACCUGAGGAAAAAGAAAUCAAAUCUCUCGAUGAAGGAGAUAUUUUACUUCUCAAAACUUAUGGCCAAGGACAAUACACUAAAACUAUCAAGACUGUUGAAGAAGACAUCCAAACAAUUAUCAAACGAGUAAAUGAAUUGACUGGUAUCAAAGAAUCUGAUACAGGACUUGCUCCCCCUGCUCUUUGGGAUCUGGCUGCAGAUAAACAGACAUUACAGAAUGAGCAACCGUUGCAGGUAGCACGGUGUACCAAGAUCAUCAACGCUGAUACUGAUGAUCCAAAGUACAUCAUCAAUGUUAAACAGUUUGCCAAAUUUGUAGUUGACUUAGCUGACUCUGUGGCACCUACAGAUAUCGAAGAAGGGAUGAGAGUUGGUGUUGACCGCAAUAAAUAUCAAAUUCACAUACCUCUUCCCCCAAAAAUCGAUCCAACUGUUACCAUGAUGCAGGUAGAAGAAAAACCAGAUGUCACAUACAGUGAUGUAGGUGGAUGCAAAGAACAAAUCGAAAAAUUGAGAGAAGUUGUGGAGACUCCUUUGUUACAUCCAGAGAAAUUCGUAACAUUGGGAAUUGAACCACCAAAAGGAGUAUUGCUCUUUGGGCCCCCUGGAACUGGUAAAACUCUCUGUGCAAGGGCUGUCGCCAAUCGGACAGAUGCUUGCUUCAUCAGAGUUAUAGGAUCUGAACUGGUACAGAAAUACGUAGGUGAAGGAGCUCGUAUGGUGAGAGAGCUAUUCGAGAUGGCCAGGUCGAAAAAGGCCUGUUUGAUUUUCUUUGAUGAAAUUGAUGCCAUCGGUGGGGCCAGAUUCGAUGAUGGAGCAGGUGGUGAUAACGAGGUACAACGUACUAUGUUAGAAUUGAUUAAUCAGUUGGACGGUUUCGAUCCAAGGGGUAACAUAAAGGUUCUUAUGGCAACGAAUCGACCAGAUACUUUAGAUCCUGCUCUAAUGAGACCUGGAAGAUUAGAUAGGAAAGUUGAAUUUGGACUACCUGAUUUGGAGGGAAGAUCACAUAUUUUCAAGAUUCAUGCUAGGUCAAUGUCAGUAGAAAGAGAUAUUCGUUUUGAACUUUUGGCAAGAUUGUGCCCCAAUUCAACGGGUGCUGAAAUCAGAAGUGUUUGUACUGAAGCUGGAAUGUUCGCAAUCAGAGCCAGAAGGAAGGUAGCUACCGAGAAAGAUUUCUUAGAGGCUGUAAAUAAGGUUAUCAAAUCCUAUGCUAAAUUUUCAGCUACUCCAAGAUACAUGACCUAUAAUUAAAAAUUUGUGUUAAUUUUUUUCUGUACUUCAAUACAGUGAGUAUUAAAGAAUUUCUAUUUAAUGUA